AGAACACUUAUGAAAUUACUUAUAAUCCGCUUUUUGACUUUCAACAUUUCCAUAGCAACGCGUCCUAGUUGUGUCAAAUAUAAAUAUAAAAGUUGCAGGAUCAAGUUUCAAAAUUUUGUAAGAAAAUUGGCAGUCAAAUGAUAUUUAUAGAUAAUCGUUAAAUUCAUUUAAACACUUUAUAUUUUGAAAUCAUGAAGGCGCUGGUCGACAUGUUAUCGACGUGUUAUCUUGCUAGAAUGUAACAACGAAUUCACAACAAACGACGAAUGUUAUCUCACACCGAGAAACCAGUCAAACCACUCUUUAUAGAUACAUCCGAGGAUACAUCAUACUUGGAACAUGAAUGUGAAAAUAUUGCUGUAAAUAAAAAUUUUUCAAAUGCAAAUGGUCGACAGAAACAAAUGUCUAAAGACUCUUUAAGUAUUCACACAAUUGAAAAUGAUAAAGUAUGUACUGGAUUUAAUGAAUUAGACAUUUUAGAUUCACAUACUGGUCCUCAUGUUCCUCCUGCAAGUGAAAGGUCAGAAGAGCUUGGUAAAUCUCAGAUAUCAAGUAGACCAAAUGCAAAAACAUCACAAAGAAGAAAGAGUGCAAAACGAAUGCAUGCGAAUUUGUCUGGUACUAAAUAUACUGUAGUUCAUGAGAUAUGUUUAUCAAUGGGGUUCAUUAUUGUCAAAGAAACAGAUCCCAACUGUUUCUUCAUUUGGAAUGACUCUUAUGUACCUGCUGAAAGAAUUGUUGAAUUAAAAUCAUACCAGAGAAUUAACCAUUUUCCUGGAAUGGGAGAAAUCUGUAGAAAAGAUGCUUUGGCUAGGAACAUGACUCGAAUGGAGAAAGCUUUUCCUGGAGAUUAUAAUUUUGUUCCACACACUUGGAUUUUUCCUGCUGAAUGUACACUAUUUACAAAUUAUUGUAGAGAUUUAAAAAAGAGGAGAAAAACUAGAACAUUUAUAGUUAAACCAGCUAAUGGUGCCAUGGGAAAUGGGAUAUAUUUAGUAAAAAAUGCUGACCGUAUUCGUACAAAUGAUCACAUUGUUGUGCAAGAAUAUAUUGACAAGCCAAUGCUUCUAGAUGGUUACAAAUUCGACCUUAGAAUUUAUGUUUUGGUGACCAGUUGUGAUCCAUUACGUAUUUUCCUUUAUGAUGAUGGUUUGGUCAGAUUGGGUACGGAAUGUUACGAGAAUCCUAACGACGACAAUUUGAGCGAUCUAUUUAUGCAUUUGACGAAUUAUUCAGUGAACAAACACAAUGAAAACUUUUCAAGAGACGAUGACACAAGUAAAGGAAGUAAAAGGUCUCUAGCAUUCCUCAAUCAGUGGUUAAGAAAGCACGAUUAUAAUGUCGCCGCUGUAUGGAGUAACAUCACGGAUAUCAUUAUAAAAACAUUGAUAGUCUCACAACCUCAUGUUCGUCACUCGUAUCGCUUAUGCCGUCCAGGAUCUGACUCCAGUAAUCCCAGUGUUUGCUUUGAGAUCUUAGGAUUUGAUGUUUUGUUGGAUCAAAAAAUAAAACCAUGGUUGUUAGAGGUAAAUCGUUCCCCAAGUUUUGGAACAGAUUCGAAACUUGAUUAUGACAUUAAAAGUGGAUUAAUUCGUGAUGCAAUGAAACUAUUGAAUAUAAGGCCAAGUGACAGAAAGCGUGGUAUCGCCGUGGCUAAAGAACAGAGUCGGAGAAGAUUAAUGUUGCAGCCACGAAGAAGUGAACUUGAAAUAUCGGAAGAUGCAGCAAGAAAAAUGACCUUAGAGAAAAGAAUAGUGCAACUGAAGGAACAACUUUUCCGCAUUCGUACUGAUGCAGCUAAAGAAGAUUAUGAAUUUAGAAACUCGGGUCACUAUAGGAGAAUAUAUCCACCUCGUGAUAAAGAAAAAUUACAAUCUUACCUCAACUUACUUGAUGGAGCAUUGAAACUAUUUUCUACAGGAAAAACAUCGACAGUUAAUCAAAAGAAAUCCUAUUCUCCAUUCAGCACAUUAAAGGAAGAAGAUAUAUUGGAUCUCUUAGAACAAUGUGAAGCUGACGAACUCGCGUUCUUGGAAAAUGAUCAACCAUCUAUGAAAGGGCCAAAGCCAUUGUCAUCAAUGCCCUGCGCCAAACCUAGUGAUGUCAAUUAUGACUCAGCAGAUGACGAAGAGGAGGACUAUAAUAAUUUCUCUCAGUCCCACUUACGCCCAAACAUGAACAAUUUACGCGAUGAUUCAAAACAAAGCAAGCCAUUAAGACCAGCUACAGCCUGUCAUUUUCAAAAAAGACCUUCAUCGGCCACUUCAUCUUCCACUUCACUGAGAAGAUCAAGAAUAUCAAGAUCUUCAAUAAACCUGAGCAGAUGUCGUCCAGGCUCACAAAAUGCGGAAAAAGACGAGGAGUUAACACGACGAACUUUGAUGUUACUUGGCGAAAUGAACAUAAAAUUUCCAGGAAAGACAGAGGAAGAAGCUGUGCUUAUCAUAAACCAUAUAAAUGAAAAUUGGAAGUACCACAAGGAAAGAGUUGCGAAUUAUUGGUUAGUGAAGUUGGACUUCUCAAAGAGACGAAAGGUGAUUGAUAUCGUCAAAGGAAAUGUUAGGUCGAUCUUGCAAAGAGUUUGGGGAGUUAGUGAUCUGGAUAAAUUAAAACUGUCAAGAUUGUUUACAAAAAUAUUUAAUAGAAUGUUAUGGAGUCAUGGACAGGGAUUAUGGAAUUGCUUCUCAGUGUUUCCUGAUUCUUGGGAGACCAUGUUUAUUAAAAGUACAGAUACCCUUGCUCCUCUAGAAAUGUCUUGCUGUCGUCGAGUUGUUUCAUUAUGUAAAGAAUGUCUUCUUGUGGUCUAUGUUUUUGCGGCAACAUAAAUUCAACAUAUCGCAAUGGUAAUCCAAACUCAAGUUAUGUGACAAGAAGUGGACAGAAUUCGUAAAGCUAAUUAUGCAGAUGUGUAAUGUCCAAAAGUGAUCAGGCCUCUAAAUCAAAUGAAGUUAUUUGAAGGUGCUACCAAUAUUACCUCCGCCAGAAGGUUAUGUUUUCUCCCCUGUUCGUAAUUGUUUUGUUUUUUUGUAUCGCGAACAGAAUAUGUCAAAAAGUAGUGUAGAGGUUCCCACAAAAUUACGACAUGUUGAAGGAUUACACAUGCCCAGUUUUGGCAGUUGAUGGACCUUCUAGGAUUUUAAAAUUUUGGUGUAAGUUUAACCACAAUGUGGUUUGCUAACUCAUUAAUAUAGUGAGAACGUAAUCGACUGACGGAGGUGUGGAGUGUCCUCUACUAGUCUAGACUGACUGUAUAGUUAAAAUAUAAACUCGCACAGCUCACACACAGUUCUGAUGAUCUCGGCUUUCACCGUACUAGAUCAGUUACUAACAUUUAUAUCCUCCAAACAAGAUAGUCUUUGGAGGGAGUCUCCCUAAUCUAAUCGUAAAUGCGAACAAUGGCAACAAUCUUUAUGUAAAUAUUGUAUCAAAGGUAGUUUAAUAACUAAUUUAUACAUUAGGGAGUAUUUAUUUAAUCUGCGGAUGAUGUAGUAUUUUCUAUUCACGACCUUGAAUUCAAAAUG
Molecule: messenger RNA, 3521 nt
Organism: Dendronephthya gigantea
Lineage: Eukaryota; Metazoa; Cnidaria; Anthozoa; Malacalcyonacea; Nephtheidae
Product: tubulin polyglutamylase TTLL7-like
Exons: 26
Coding region: 267-2825 (852 amino acids)
Biological process (GO): protein polyglutamylation; microtubule cytoskeleton organization
Cellular component (GO): cilium
Molecular function (GO): tubulin-glutamic acid ligase activity; tubulin binding
Source: RefSeq, a predicted model, not a curated record